Hevea brasiliensis (rubber tree) is the source of this 1935-nucleotide messenger RNA. RefSeq names its product pentatricopeptide repeat-containing protein At5g47360. The transcript has 2 exons. NCBI's taxonomy places the organism in Eukaryota, Viridiplantae, Streptophyta, Magnoliopsida, Malpighiales, Euphorbiaceae. Bases 177 to 1601 code for a protein of 474 amino acids. Gene Ontology annotation, molecular function: protein binding. The record is from RefSeq and is a predicted model, not a curated record.
GUCACGGUGCUGACUCGGGCAGCGGUCGGGCUGGUUGAUUCGCAAUCGGACUCUGCUUUCUUUCUCCAAAUCUGGCGUUUCCAGGUACUGCCAUUUUUGCUUGUAAGUUUAGGGUCGCACUUUUUGUUUCUUUCUUCUUCUUUUUUUAAUCCCUAACCACCAAAUCACAUAAACCCAUGUCCAGCUCUUCAUUCACUCGAUUUUUCUCGCAAUCUAUAACACCCAAAAUCCCCAAAAUCUCUGCUUCACACUUCGCCACUUCCUUGGCAGAUAAACUUUACACUCUUUUGCAAAAGAAUCCUGAAAAUGCUGAGAGAGCUCUGAAUUCAAUCCAAGCUAAAUUGGACACAGCGUGCGUCAAUGAGGUCUUAAACAAAUGCUCCUUUAACAAUUCUCAAAUUGGUCUUCGCUUUUUUAUCUGGGCUGGUUGCCAUUCAAAUUAUAGGCAUAGUUCUUUUAUGUAUGGUAAAGCUUGUCAAUUGUUUAAGAUUGAGCAAAACCCGCGAGUUAUUCUGGAUUUAUUCGAGGCUUUUAAGGUAGAGAAGUGUGUGGUUAAUGUUAAGACAUUUAAGGUCGUUUUGAGUUUGUGUAAAGAGUGUAGGCUUGCUGACGAGACCCUUUUGGUACUGAGGAAAAUGCCUGAAUUUGACCUACGUGCGGAUACUAAUGCCUAUAACAUUGUCAUUAAGUUGUUUUGUGACAAGGGUGAUAUGAAUAUGGCUCAAAAAUUGAUGGGAGAGAUGGGUUUGAUAGAUCUUUAUCCUGAUAUGGUCACAUAUAUGUCAAUGCUUAAAGGGUUUUGUGAUGUAGGCAGACUGGAGGAGGCUUCUAGUUUGUUUAAAGUUAUGAGAGGACAUGGUUGUGUGCCUAACGUAGUGGCAUAUUCAACGCUUAUUGAUGGAGUUUGUAGGUUUGGGAGUGUGGAGAGGGCAAUGGAGUUGUUAGGGGAGAUGGAGAAGGAGGGUGGGGAUUGUAAUCCAAAUAUUCUUACUUACACGUCUUUGAUACAGAGUUUAUGCGAGAAGGGUAGGACAAUGGAUGCAUUUUCAGUUUUGGAUAGAAUGGAGGCUUUUGGUUGUGCUCCAAAUCGUGUCACAGUUAGUACUCUGCUCAAAGGUCUUUGUAUGGAAGGCCAUCUAGAGGAGGCCUAUAAGUUGAUUGAUAGAGUUGUGGUAGGAGGUAGCGUUUCAUACGGUGAUUGCUAUAGUUCUCUCGUUGUGUGUUUGAUAAGGAUUAAGAAAAUUGAGGAGGCAGAGAAGCUCUUUAGGAGGAUUCUAGUCAGUGGAGUGAAACCUAAUGGUUUGGCAUGGAGUCUCAUGAUUAAGGAGCUUUGUUUGGAAAACCGGGUGCUUGAUGGGUAUUGCUUAUAUGAAGAAACUGAGAAGAUAGGAUGCUUCCCUACCAUUGAUUCUGAUAUCUAUUCUAUUCUUUUAGUUGGUCUUUAUCAACAAGGCUACUCAGCAGAAGCUACAAAGCUUGCAAGGUCAAUGCUUGAAAAAGGAACACCUCUAAAGCAUCCAUAUGUUGAUAAAGUAGUUGAACACCUGAAGAAAUCUGGGGAUAAUGAGCUUGCUGCAGAAUUGGCUAACACUGGAAUGUAAUGCACAACAAAAGAUGAAUUUGUUUUCAUUGAAGACCCUUGUUGGAUAUUUUAGAGUAAAAUUUUCUAUAUACAAUCAUUGAUUCUGUCAUGUGAAGAAGAUUAUGAGAUGCAAGAGAAUUAAUUUUUGAAAAUAUAGAUGUUGCACCUUAUUUUGAUUCAUUUUAAAUUGUGGGCCUUCGGAAGUGAACUUCGGCAGUCAUCACUCAUUGUUUACUUAAGAUGAAUUUGAGAGUAAUCUUGAUUCCAGAAGAAAAGCUGUGUCAUGGGCCAGCUGUUGUUCACAUGGUUCUCUCCCAGCAGCCAUAUAAUAAAUGGUAAAUGGCUGUUCAUUU